Molecule: messenger RNA, 950 nt
Organism: Cornus florida
Lineage: Eukaryota; Viridiplantae; Streptophyta; Magnoliopsida; Cornales; Cornaceae
Exons: 3
Coding region: 131-643 (170 amino acids)
Source: RefSeq, a predicted model, not a curated record
UUCUGAGACAAGAUUUAAGAAACUCAACAACCACCGAUACAAGUAGCAGUACACUACAUCCCAAAUACUCUCUCUCUAGACUUCAUCAUCUGCAGAGAGAGAACCACUAAAUCACUCAAUCAAACUCGAAAUGAAGGUCGAAGAAGCACAGACCACCGCCACCACCAAGAAAGAGCUCUCAGAGGGUGGUCUAUUGGGCAGAGGCAGGUACAAGUUCUGGGCUUUGGCCGCUAUUCUCUUACUCGCUUUCUGGUCCAUGCUCACCGGCACCGUCACUCUCAAAUGGUCCGCCGGUAACCUCAACCCCGUCUCCGAUGACUUCGACCUUCACAUCCCGGACGAUCUCGACGUCCUGGAGCUGGAGGAGAGAGAGAAAGUGGUGAGGCAGAUGUGGGAUGUGUACACUCACAGCAGUACCAUUCGAUUGCCCAGGUUUUGGCAGGAGGCUUUCGAAGCGGCCUAUGAGGACUUGACCAGUGAUGUCCCCGUCGUUCGAGAAGCCGCCGUUUCGGAGAUUGCUAAGAUGUCUUUGUGGUCCGUUGAUGUCGAGCCGCCUCCUGUUAUAUCGAAGGGUAAAGAAAGAAAGAUUACCAAGAAGGUUGCUGACAAGAAGGUGGCGACAGAUGCAAUUGGGACUAGCUGAUGGCAGAAGAUUGCUGAAGAUAGUGCUGUCUUGUAUUUUUUACGUGCUUGGAUUCGUCCAGACUUGCUCGUUUCCUGCCCUAAAGCUGAAGCUGGCAAAUGGCAGGGUAUACAUUAUGUUUAUCUUGAGAACAAAUUUAGGUAAAUACAAAUUUCUCGGUUCUUCCCUAUCCCCAUUUAGUAAAAACAAACUGUUCAGAUAAACUUUGUCAAAAAAACGAGUUUAUCAUUGUAUGUAUUUCCAUCGAUGUUGAAACCUAAAUUUUAAUAACAUUUAUGUAUCUGGCCUUCAGAAUUUUUGCUGUCUA